Molecule: messenger RNA, 396 nt
Organism: Baudoinia panamericana UAMH 10762
Lineage: Eukaryota; Fungi; Ascomycota; Dothideomycetes; Mycosphaerellales; Teratosphaeriaceae
Exons: 3
Source: RefSeq, a predicted model, not a curated record
AUGGCGUUUGAACUGCAGCCUCUCGAGUCAUCUGAUGCUGAGCGAUGCGUAACAAUAUACUUCGCGGCCUUCCAGAACCCACAUUCACUCGCUGUUUGGCCAAGGAUCGCAACAGUACGAGCAUGGUGGGAGCAGAUGAUCCGCGAUGAGCUCAACGAAGAAGGCUCGCAUUGGCGCAAGGCAGUCUUCAAAGACACUGGCGAGCUCGUCGGCUACUGCAAGUGGCGACACCACGCUGCCGGUCAGACGCUCGAUACUCAGCUACCAGAGUGGCCUAAAGGCGCAGACACGGCGCUGGCCGAUGAGACGUUUGGCGCAUGGGUGAGGAUGCAUCCUGAGUUGAUGGGUUCAAGAGCGCAUUGGUAUCUAGAGAUGGUGGCGACCGAUCCAGCGUAU